AUGGGAAAGAAGGCACGGUUGAAGAGAUUAUGUAUCUCAUUGUACCAGGCUAUCGCGUCAAAGGUAAAAUCACAAAAGAAAGGAGAGUUCCGGGAUGACAACGUGUUGAGUGCUGAAGCAAGAAGAAAGAUUACUGAGCGGGCGCAUAAUUUAAUGUUCCAGCUGAGUGGAACUGAGAAGAAAGUGACUUACAAUGUGGAUGAGUCGUUGGUGAUUUCACGCGUCAUGCAACAGAUUUGUGACGAAGUGUACACAAGGGAUGGAGUGUCAUUUAUUCAACAGUAUUAUCUUAACAAAGGAUUGAAGAUUUUCAAAGAACGAGGCAAAGAAGCUGCGCUCAAGGAACUUGAUCAACUGAUCAAACGAAGUUGUUGGACACCCAUCAGUAUUGGUGAAUUGACUGAGUCCAAGAAGAGGAAAGCAGUCGAUGCAAUGAUGUUACUGGCAGAGAAAAACAGUGGUGAUAUCACAGGUCGUUUUGUAUAUAGGAAAUGA
Cylindrotheca closterium is the source of this 495-nucleotide messenger RNA. The record is from the annotation of a GenBank genome assembly. NCBI's taxonomy places the organism in Eukaryota, Bacillariophyta, Bacillariophyceae, Bacillariales, Bacillariaceae.